UUUUUUUUUGUUUAUAAAAUAUGGAUUUCCAUCAACGUAAGUUGGAGGAAGUAAAUCAACUUUAUAAAGAACACGAAUUAACAAUAGAAAAACUCCAUGCUGCUGUACGUCGAGAAAUCCCUUUACUUGUUCAAGAAUAUCAACUUGAUUUACCCCACAUUAAAGCAUUAGAAGACUUUGUGAAUGACAAAUUGACAUUAUUUCGAUAUUUACGAAAAAACAACUAUUCAUUACCAGUGGCAUUAUCUUUAUUAUUGGAUACUAUAAGGUGGCGAUUAGAAGAACAAGUGGAUAAGUUGACAAUAUAUCAUGUACAAGAACUUUUGUCUAUGCCAUUAUGUUUUUUUCACCAUCAAGAUCGUUGGGGAAGACCAGUAUUAGUCAUUCAACUAUCUCAUUUUCCAAGGUUCAAAGACAAUACCGAUUUAUUAGCCAGUGUCGUACCAUUGGUCAUUUUUUUGUUGGAAAUUGGGCGGAAACGAUUAUUAGACUUGACUCGACAAAGAAAAGAACAAAAUAUACCGAAUCCCGUCAUUGCUGAUCUCAUUGUUUUGGUAGAUUUCAAAGAUGCCAAUUCUCUUCCAAAGGAUUUUACAUUAGUUCAAACAUUUAUCAAAUUAUUAAAGCGAUAUCCAGGCACAGCUGGUAUGGUCUGUUUAUUGAAUUUUGGAUGGAUGUAUCAAGGUAUGUGGCAAAUGAUCAAGGUCAUUCUUUCUCAAGAAGCAAAAAAUCGUGUGGCUUUCCCAAAAUUAAAAGAAUUGAAAAGUCUCAUUGAUGAAGAUCAUCUUAUCACAGCAUUAGGCGGAAAGGAUGAAUUUGAAUGGAAUUUGGAACAAGAUACCCUUUUAAUUCAAUAUCAAAACAAAUACAAUUUAGAUGAAAAGGAAGAAAUACCCAUCUCUAUGCAAUCAAGUCGACGGAAUUCGUCAAGCUCAUUGUAUUUCGAUUCUAUGGAUAUUUUCUCUACCACAACUACAGGACUAUCAACUCCAACUUCAUCACGACGAUAUCAUCAUCAUUCUCUUGCUCCUUUGACUAAAUUACAUCAUGAAUCUAAUUUACGUCCUAUUUAUUCAAGACGUACUUCCACCAACAGCUCUUAUAGUCUCUAUGCUACACCCACUGGUACGUUGACUCCUAUACCUACCAACACUAUUUCUGCUUCAGCAUCAUUAAUAUCUAAUUCGCAACAACAACAACAACAACAAUACAGUGAUAUUUCAAAAAAGAGUGGAUUUGUGAAAUCAGGUAUUAACAAGUUAUUUGGACAAUAUCAUCAGCAAGGUGGUAUUUCCUCUUGGGCUUUAUCUCAGCGAUUGAUGACCUUACAACAACAACAACAGCAACAAGAACAGCAGGAAGAUCGACAAACUGAAAUCUCCAUUGGCAAAGGACAACAGCGAAAAUCAUGGCUCAGGACACUUCUCAAUUGGAUAUUAUCUUUGGAAAAUAAGAUGGCUUUUUCGUUACUAGAUCAUCGAUACUGGAUUUACGGUCUUGUUCUUCUUUGGUUUUUGCGCAAACUUUUCGUUACUCGAUUUUUAUCACAUCAUCGUCCGUUGUAUUCAUCUACUUUCAAGUCUUUGAUGUUACCAAAACAACAGCAUCCCGUGAUUAAGCUUUUACUGGCUCCUUUUCUCAUGAACGACCGUGAUUCCCAUUGAUUUUUUUUUAUUUGACCUAGAAGACUAUGAUGUAUACUUUUAUUAUAAUAUAUUAUGAUAUAAAAAAAAAUAUGAAAUAAAAUUUUAUUUUCCCCUG
Messenger RNA from Halteromyces radiatus, 1761 nucleotides. Its product is annotated as CRAL-TRIO domain-containing protein. The transcript has 4 exons. The record is from RefSeq and is a predicted model, not a curated record. The coding region runs from base 21 to 1664 and encodes 547 amino acids. Lineage: Eukaryota; Fungi; Mucoromycota; Mucoromycetes; Mucorales; Cunninghamellaceae.